Molecule: messenger RNA, 654 nt
Organism: Malus domestica (apple)
Lineage: Eukaryota; Viridiplantae; Streptophyta; Magnoliopsida; Rosales; Rosaceae
Source: RefSeq, a predicted model, not a curated record
CAGCAUCCAUAUCUAAACCCCUUUUCCCCCCUAUUUCAUCCGUGCUUUCAUUUUUUCCCAAAUUUCUCCUUCCCAAUUUCGUCUGUACUUCCAUUUCAUCUCCCUUUUCACUUUUUAAUUUUUGUACUUCUUCUUGCAGAUUGUUUUGCUAUGGAUCAUUUUGAAGAUGAGCAUGCUGAUGAAAUCCAAUUCGAAGAGGAAGAAGUCGAUGGAAAAACUCAACGAGGACGGGGACCCUCAAUUCCCAACUGGAAGGAUCAGCCUUGUUCUUUUGAUGCGUUUGGAAAAUGCAUUAGUGAAAAUUCUAGUGCUUUUUCAAAACAUGUAGCGGUGGAGGUUAGAGAUUAUAGAAAUAUUCCGUUGGUGAGAGAUUGGCGUAUGAUCAAGGAAGAUCACAAGGAAGCUUUCUGGAAUAGAAUAAAGGAAACUAUUAUUUUUCAAGAAGAGGAUAUGACGAAAAUGCCAAUGAUCCAUCACAUGGCACUUCAUACUGCGGAGCAUGCGCAUAAAGAGUAUAUAAAUAAAUUAAAAAAAAAAACAUUAUACUGAUAAACCGGUCGAGGAGCACGAGAACACACCUCUUAAUUAAAAACUAAGGAAGAUUUAUUAAAUUUUUUAUUUUUAAUAUUUCUAGUGUCGCUUAUAAGCGACGUC